Molecule: messenger RNA, 1207 nt
Organism: Drosophila busckii
Lineage: Eukaryota; Metazoa; Arthropoda; Insecta; Diptera; Drosophilidae
Product: glucose-6-phosphate 1-epimerase
Exons: 7
Coding region: 148-1056 (302 amino acids)
Biological process (GO): carbohydrate metabolic process
Molecular function (GO): isomerase activity; carbohydrate binding
Source: RefSeq, a predicted model, not a curated record
UUCAAUUGCCUGGUGAUUUAUGUUAGUUUGUUGAAUAAAUAAUAAAAAUAGUUUUCGUUACGCACAAAGAGAUACUUAAGAAGGAGUCAGUUGGCUUGGCUGCGAGGAUAGUGAUCGAUAAGCAGAGUUACCGUUAGUUAGCUUAAAAUGGCAGCGGCUGCCACUAGCGUGGUCGUAUUAGAUCGUGGCAAUAAUACAACAUGCACAAUCAAUUUGCACGGCGCUACCGUCGUCUCCUGGCGUGUCAAUAAUCAGGAACAAUUGUUUGUCAGCAAACUGGCCUCGUUUGAUGGCAAAAAAGCAAUACGCGGUGGCAUACCCUUCGUCUUUCCACAAUUUGGUCCUUGGUCCUUUGGUCCACAGCAUGGCUUUGCGCGCAUAACACGCUGGCACUUGGAUCGUGCUCCGGAGCGACUGCACAAUGGCGAUGUCGAGGCUAUAUUCUCGCUAAUGGACAAUGAGUUUACGCGUUCGAUAUGGAAUUAUCAAUUUCGCAUUACUUAUCGUUUGAUUUUGCGCGAGAAGGAGCUGCAUUUUCACAUUGGCGUCUAUAAUCCCAGCAAGGAUUUGAGUUUCACCUUCAAUAUGCUGCUGCAUACGUAUCUCAAGGUGCCCGAUGUGCGUCGUUGUCAGAUAACGGGACUACAUGGCUGUCAUUUCAUAGACAAGACACGCGAGGGUGCAAUGUAUCAGGAGGGACGCGAGGUGGUCACGGUUAAUGAGUGGACAGAUCGUAUCUAUCAGCAUACGCCACAGGAGCAUGUUAUCACCAAUGUCGUAUCCGGACGCAAAAUGAGGCUACAUAAGUAUAAUUUUCCAGAUACGGUUAUUUGGAAUCCUUGGAUUGAUCGCUCGCGUGAAAUGAGCGACUUUGGUGAUGAUGAGUUUCCCAAUAUGCUCUGCGUUGAAGCGGGCAAUGUUAGCUCACCUGUGAUCCUGCUGCCCGGCACUGCCUACGAAGCCAGUCAGAUACUGCAGCAAUUCAAAUGUCCCUAUCAAUUACCUAAGCCUCCUGAUUCCAAGAAGCCCCGCUUACGCCUUAUGCUUGUUCAUUGAAGCUUUUAUACUGAAAUAAUCUUAAAAUCAAAUGUCUUUUGCUCCUUGCACAGAUCAUCAUCGAGGGUAAUGUGAGUCGAAAAACAAAACGGAAUCGCUAGCGUUUAAAGAAUCGGAACCCAUUGCGGUAAACCGAUUCGUAAAAGCACAA